Molecule: messenger RNA, 1791 nt
Organism: Parastagonospora nodorum SN15
Lineage: Eukaryota; Fungi; Ascomycota; Dothideomycetes; Pleosporales; Phaeosphaeriaceae
Exons: 4
Coding region: 1-1791 (596 amino acids)
Molecular function (GO): protein binding
Source: RefSeq, a predicted model, not a curated record
AUGGUCACCACACGUGAUGUCAGCAACCUUGCAAUUGGCUGUCCCGGGAGUAUGGGGAGAGUCGACUCUCCAAAAGAUGAGGUUCUGACAACCCAAGUCGCCAAUGUAAAGGUGGAGGUGAAGAACCAAGAUGCUCAGAAAGGCGCAGAACAGAAAGGCGCAGAACAGAAAGGCGCAGAACAGAAAGGCGCAGAACAGAGGUCGGAAGAGGACAUUUCGACCCAGGAUGUCAUGGCCGACUUAACUACCAUUCCGGAACCCCGCGCAGAUGAGCCUUCGAAGUCCAGACGAUUGAAUUUGCGGUCGGCUGUCAAAAUAGGAAGCCUGAUAGACGUACAACUAUUGAUCAAUUCGCCAGACGUGGACCCGGACGAAACAGAUCAAGAUUCGCGCACGGCGUUGUGGUGGGCGGCUUGGAGUAAAGGGGCGGGCGACAAUGCUAAGGUAACAGAACUGCUACUUGCAAAUGAUCGUCUGGAUAUUAAUGUUGCCGACGAUUGCGCUCGAACACCAUUAUAUGCAGCCUCAUACACAGGCAAUGUGGAGGUAGUGGAACUCCUUCUUGCAGAAGCUAAUCUGGAAGUGAACGCCAGGUGCAACAGAGAGCCAUACGAGGGGUCAACACCGCUACAUGUAGCUGUGGACCGCAGGCACAAGGAAGUGGUUCGACUCCUUCUCACACGGCACGACAUCGACGUCAAUAGUACUGACUCGAAAGGAAAUACACCACUGCACAUGACCAUCGCAGAGAACCGAAUUGACAGAAGCAUAGCCAGACAGCUGCUUGCAAAAAAAGAUGUCAAUCCGACCAUGGAAAACCGAAAUGGCCGAUCGCUCCUGGAAGCAGCCGCCUGUUUUGGAUAUUCAGGUUUCGUAGAUGAAAUGCUUUCAUCAGAAAACACCCUUGGGAAGAAUCCGCAUAGAGUUCGUCAAGCACUUGCGAUGGUAGCCGCGGGCGAGGGACAUGUUCAAGUAUUGAAAACACUGCUCAAACAUACCGAAGACCUAAGGUCAGGAGACAAAUUUCGACGGACACCCCUGCAUUGUGCAUCAGAAAAUGGACGUUUAGAUGCCGUGAAGCUAUUGCUUGGAUUACCUGGAAUCGACGUACAUGCGAAAGAUUCCAGAGACCAGACACCGCUGUUUCUAGCUGUUCGUCGAGAAGUGACAGCGGUUGAAAAGCUUUUCCUGGCGCAUGAUGGUGCUUAUAAAACAGAAGAGCCCUCUCAUAGCCGAGCACUCCUCAGAUACGCUGUUCAGACUGGAGAGGUGGGUGUGGUGCAGUUGCUUUUGGAAGGAGAAGAGGGCCAGGAGAUCUACGACAAUACCCUAGACGUAUACGGCCACACACUGAUGUGGUCAGCUGUCGAGAAGGGGGACGAAGCAAUGAUGCGGAAACUUCGGGAAUGGGAUCACACAACCUUACAUUCACUGGUCAACAAAGGAGAACAAGCAUCAGUGGAGGGCCUGCUCAAGACUGGCUAUAACCCCGACACCAAAAAUGUGUAUGGCCAGACAGCACUACACCUUGCGAUUUUACAAAACCGCCUGAAAAUUGCCAAAGUACUCAUCGAAUCGAACGCGAAUGUCGACUGCAGGGAUGCGACACAUGUCCGCAGCUUGUUAGCGAAUGACUGGCUGAAAGCAUAUGAUGAAAAGACGUCCAAAGUUGUGUUGCUGAGGGAAGAACCCGAGAGGCGGCAAAGCAUUAAGUUUAUCGAUACAGACAUAGGUACUGCUGAGCUGCAGCGCGUUACUGCCACGGCCGAGGUCAACCGACGUUUGUUGUGA